Porites evermanni is the source of this 408-nucleotide messenger RNA. The record is from the annotation of a GenBank genome assembly. NCBI's taxonomy places the organism in Eukaryota, Metazoa, Cnidaria, Anthozoa, Scleractinia, Poritidae.
AUGACAUUAGUAGCCAGGUUUGGAUAUGACAUAAUGCACUGCAAUAAUGAUGACAUUAAACCUGUCAAUAGUCUGGAAAGUGAUGCCCAGAAAAUUGUAAUAUUUGACGACUUCAUUUGUGAUAAAAAUCAAAAACCGCUUAUCGAUUAUUUUAUUCAAGGCCGACAUAAGAAUUGCAGUGUUAUUUACCUUUCACAAUCAUUUUAUAAAACUCCAAAAGAUAUCAGACUAAACUGCAAUCAUUAUAUUGUUUAUGAUUUCCCUAGCAGUAAUGAGAGAAAUGUGAUUUCUCGAGAGUUGAAUGUAACAAAGGAUCAGUAUAUUAAAGCAACAAAACAACCCUAUUCAUUCCUGUGUGUUGACAAACCAAUGAAGACCGUCAAAAGAAACUUUUAUGGAAAUACCUAA